GACAGUGCUGUGGAGGGGGUGGGGGGUGGAGGCAGCAGAGCGGGUGCGGGUGUGAAUGUGUCCGAAGGUGUUUUUAUCAUUAAUGUGUUCUGUGGUGCUGAUGCUGAGGAUGCAGAGGAGGAUGCUGAGGAUGCUGCUGAUAUUGAGAAUGCUGUGGAUGAUGAUGAGGAUGCUGAUGAUGAUACUGAGGAUGAUGCUGAGGAUGCUAUGGAUGAUGCUGAGGAUGCAGUGGAUGAUGAUAAGGAUGAUGGUGAGGAUGCUGUAGAUGAUACUGAGGAUGAUGAUGAGGAUGAUGAUGAGGAUGCUGUGGAUGAUGCUGAGGAUGAUGAUGAGGAUGAUGAUGAGGAUGCUGUGGAUGAUGCUGAGGAUGAUGAUGAGGAUGCUGAUGAGGAUGCUGUGGAUGAUGCUGAGGAUGAUGAUGAGGAUGAUGAUGAGGAUGCUGGGGAUGAUGCUGAGGAUGCUGAUGAUGCUGUGGAUGAUGCUGAGGAUGAUGAUGAGGAUGAUGAUGAGGAUGCUGUGGAUGAUGCUGAGGAUGAUGAUGAGGAUGAUGAUGAGGAUGCUGUGGAUGAUGAUGAGGAUGAUGCUGAGGAUGCUGUGGAUGAUGCUGAGGAUGCUGAUGAUGCUGAGGAUGCUGUGGAUGAUGAUGAGGAUGCUGAAGAAGAUGUUGUGGAUGGUGUGUGGAUGCUGAUGCUGAAGAUGCUAAGGAUGCUGAUGAUUGUGUGGAUGCUGAUGGUGAAGAUGCUGAGGAUGCUGAUGAUUGAUAAGGAUGCUGUGAAUGCAGAGGAUGCUGUGGAUGAUGCUGAUGAUGAUGAGGAUGCUGAGGAUGAUGCUCAAAAUGAUGCCGAGGAUGAUGCUGAAGGUGCUGUGGAUGCUGAAAAUGCUAAGAAUGAUGAGGAUGAUGCUGAGGACGCAGAUGAUGCUGAUAAUGAUGCUGUGGAUGCUGUGGAUGAUAAUGAUGUGGGUGAUGCUGAGGAUUGUGUGGAUGCUGACGAUACUGGUUGCUGUGGGUGAUUUUGAGGACACUAAUGAUAAUGGUGAUGAUACUGAAGAUAAUGCAGAGGAUGCUAAUGAUAACGUAUGUGUGGAUGCUGAUGAUGCUGAGGAUUAUGUGGAUGCUGAUGCUGUUGUAUUGGGCUGAACCUAAGAGAAGAGGAGUUCCACUCUUUUGCAGUGAACUCUGCCCACCACCAGGGGCAGUACAGUAUUAUUAUAAUAACUUAAAAUACACUGUUGGGAAUAUGCAGUACUUAUUAAAUAUUAAAUAUUAGUCAUAUGUAGUGGAAAGGCCUGUAAAGUGAAAUUAUGUAACAUAAGAGUAUAUAAUUUAAUUGGAUGUAGUAUAAAUAUUUAUAUUCAUAUACUAUAUGAUGUAUACUAUAAAGAAUAAGCAGCCUUCUACAGCAAAAAGUAAUAUAUUAAACAGCUAUCAUCUGAUGUAUUUGUGAGUUCAGUAAAAGACAAAAAGAUAAGAUUUCAUUGUCUGUGUUAAAUUGACAAAUACAGAGAUUAAUAAUGAUUAGUUUUAUAUGUUCAAUAGGAGAUUCUGAUGUAACUACUAGAAGUAAUUUUUCAUAUUAAGAACAAUGCAAACAAACAACUCAUCAUUGUCACACAAGCAAAAUUGUAUCUCCAUUUUUUUUCUUUUUUUAAACAUUUUUAUAUAUUUCACUAUAAAAGACAAAAAAAAGUUAAAUGCUGCUCAAAAUGACUUUAAAGAAUAAUUCUAAAUAUUCCUAAUAAUUACAUCUGUUUUUGCACUUUAAAAGGGUGUAAUUGCAUAAUUUUGGUAUUAUAUAAUCAUACAUUUAAAAAAUGUCUUAAAAUCUUAAAAUGACAAUGAUAUAAUUUAUUCUUGUAAUUUGUGCGACAAUAUAUCGUCCAAAAAAAAUUGGCUCAUUACCUCAUUCCCAGUAGAUCUGUCACAAAAACAGUGUUUUAGGUUUAUUUAUGUUUUAUUUUAAAAACAUAUUUGCUGUUAGACGACAUGAUGAUAAAGAUAAAGCUCUGGAUAAAAAUAAGAGAGCACUUAAAAAUGAUGAGUUUCUUUGAUUUUACCAAAUUAAAAACCUCUAUAAUAUAAUCAAGAGGAAGAUGGAUGAUCACAAGCCAUCAAACCAAAAGCAGUGUGUAAGACUGGUGGAGGAGAACAUGAUGCCAAGAUGCAUUAAAAAAACUGUGAUUAAAAACCAACCAGGGUUAUUCCACCAAAUAUUGAUUAUUUCUGAACUCUUAAAACUUUAUGAAUAUGAACUUGUUUUCUUUGCAUUAUUUGAGGUCUGAAAGCUCUGCAUCUAUUUUUGUUAUUUUCUCAUUUUCUGUAAAUAAAUGCACUAAUUGACAAUAUAAUAGCAAAAUCAGAGAAACUGAUUCAGAAUCUGAAGUGCUUCCUUCAUUUUUUCCCAGAGCUGUAUACUAGAAAAUUAAGAAAUAUAUUAGUGUGGCCUAAUUCUAAUAUUAAUAUUUACAGAUAUAGAGAUACAAGGUUUUUGUGUGACAGUGAUCACGUACGAUGCAAAAGUGUAUACGCUUGUGUGGUGAAGUCUGAUUGUGCACCUGUUAUAUAACACCAUAUACCUCGAUAUCACUGCUUCAGAUCAUGCUGAUUUUAAUCAGGGCAGUGUAGAGCCAUCACUCGGUACAGGAAUCUUUUUAUAUUGAUCAUUGAUUAUUGAUUUUAUAUCAGCAUUGAUUGUUUUUUUUUUAUUCAGCUAUUACUCUGUACCAGCACUACUGAAUCCUCAGACAGACCUGUAUGUAUAUUUACACACAUAUGUAUAUAUAUAUAUAUAUAAAUAUAUACACAUAUAUAUAUAUAUAUAUAUAAACACAUAUAUAUAAACACAUAUAUGUAUAUAUAUAUAUAUACAUAUAUAUAUAUACACACACACACACAUA
Messenger RNA from Astyanax mexicanus (Mexican tetra), 2895 nucleotides. RefSeq names its product coiled-coil domain-containing protein 1-like. The record is from RefSeq and is a predicted model, not a curated record. The transcript is spliced from 2 exons. NCBI's taxonomy places the organism in Eukaryota, Metazoa, Chordata, Actinopteri, Characiformes, Acestrorhamphidae. Bases 208 to 1011 code for a protein of 267 amino acids.